This is a messenger RNA of Pristis pectinata (smalltooth sawfish), 1369 nucleotides long. RefSeq names its product toll interacting protein (gene tollip). The coding region runs from base 133 to 981 and encodes 282 amino acids. The record is from RefSeq and is a predicted model, not a curated record. Gene Ontology annotation, cellular component: cytoplasm. The transcript has 7 exons. Gene Ontology annotation, molecular function: ubiquitin binding; ubiquitin conjugating enzyme binding. Lineage: Eukaryota; Metazoa; Chordata; Chondrichthyes; Rhinopristiformes; Pristidae. Gene Ontology annotation, biological process: ubiquitin-dependent protein catabolic process.
GUCGGCGGGGCGUGGCGCACCGCUGGUGAGAGGGCCGCGGGCAGACGGUGCUCUGUACCCUGCGGCUGAGCGGACUCCGGGCUGGACAAACGUGCAAACUCGAGUCGGCAGGAGCCGCACAGACUUCCCGACAUGGCGGCCACUACCAUCGCAACCCAGAGAGGGCCGGUGUUCAUUGGAGAAUUGCCACAAGACUUCCUUCGCAUUGUACCAACUCAGCAGCAGCAGCAAGUACAACUUGAUGCACAGGCAGCUCAACAAUUGCAGUUUGGAACAGAUACAGCUACUAUGGGCAGACUAAGCAUCACAGUGGUACAGGCAAAACUGGCAAAAAACUAUGGAAUGACACGCAUGGAUCCAUAUUGCAGAAUACGUCUUGGAUAUGCUGUAUAUGAGACACCCACAGCGCACAAUGGGGCAAAAAACCCAAGAUGGAACAAAGUUAUACAGUGUACUGUGCCUCCUGGGGUUGAUUCAUUUUACCUGGAGAUAUUUGAUGAGCGAGCUUUCUCCAUGGAUGAUAGAAUUGCUUGGACUCACAUAACUAUCCCGGAAUCACUAAAAGAAGGGAAAGUGGUGGAUGAAUGGUACAGCCUUAGUGGGAGACAAGGUGAUGACAAAGAGGGAAUGAUCAACCUUGUCAUGUCUUAUUCAACUCUGCCACCAAAUAUGUUUGUGCAGCCACAGCCAGUAGUGCUGAUGCCUACUGUCUAUCAACAGGGAUUAGGAUAUGUGCCAAUUACAGGACUUGAGUAUUUUGCAUUGGGUGUGCCAACUGUUUAUACACAAGGAAUGAUCCCUGUUGGAGCACCAACACAGGUUUCUGCUCCACAAAGUCUGUACAAUGAGGAAGAUCUCAAAUCGAUCCAGGAUAUGUUCCCUAACAUGGACAGAGAAGUGAUCCGCUCAGUGUUGGAAGCACAGGCAGGCAACAAGGAUGCAGCAAUUAAUUCCUUGCUUCAGAUGAAUGAAGAAUCAUAGGAAUGUGGUCAGUCAAUGUUGCCAAGGCCUCAUCAUAACCGAAGUAUUUCUGCAUCAAAGACUUUGAGCUUUCUCUCUGCAGAUUUAUCUGUUUUAAGAAUGCACGUGUCCAGUAAUCAGCACAUUGUACAAAGUUUGUAACUGUAUUAAACAUAAAAAGCAUUCCAUAAUCUUAGUGCACAUGCUUAAGAUUAGAGGCUGGUGAAAUCACCUUGUGGAUAUCGCUUACCAAAAGGUUCCCUGCUGAGCUUUGUUUAACUUGAUGCUCAUGUUUUUUCCAGUGGGUCUGUCAUGUAUUCUGCAGAAUUGUGCACAUUGUUCAGCUGUCAAAAGCUUUAACAGACUAUUGUUAUUCAAGAGUUUAUUAAAAAUGUAUAUUAGUUGGAAA